AUGUCCAGUUUCACGUCCAUGCGCCGUCGCUCGUCGACCUCGAUGGGUUCAGAACCCUCCACCCCGGCCCACUCCCCGGAGACCUCACACAUCGACGACCGCCUGAAUUCGCUGCUCGCCAGCUUCGACGCUGGGACACACUCGUUCUGCCGUGCAGAGAGGACAGAGGAAGCCAAGCUCCAAGCCCAGAGCACCGUGCCCGCACCCAAGGCCCUCCCGACGUCGUCGGCACCGACCACGCGCCGCCCGCUGCUGUCAAUGCUCUCCCUCACCCGCCCCAGCAUCCUCAAAGAGCCCACGCGCCACUUUGACCCCUCGCGCGAGCCCAAGCUCCACGGUCUCCCUUGA
This is a messenger RNA of Apiotrichum porosum, 348 nucleotides long. RefSeq lists its product as uncharacterized. The record is from RefSeq and is a predicted model, not a curated record. Lineage: Eukaryota; Fungi; Basidiomycota; Tremellomycetes; Trichosporonales; Trichosporonaceae. The transcript is spliced from 2 exons. Bases 1 to 348 code for a protein of 115 amino acids.